CAUUGGCUGCGGCGUCCCCGGUGUUGUUAUUUCGUUGUUGUUGUUUCGUUGUUGUUCCAAACGAGAACGAAACGGGUGCGAGCCGAGUGUGAGAGGAGUGUGAGCUGAGCGUGUCACCUACCACUGACAGCUCUGAACUGUCCCUGUCACCUGUCACUCUCCCCUGUCACCUGUCACUCUCCGCUGUCCCUGUCCCCUGCCGGCUCUGGACCGGACGCAGCCCCGGCGCAGCCCGCGCUCCGCUCCCGGCGAGGCGCUCCCGGAGACCGACACUCGCUCGCCCGAUCCCUCCCCUGCCAUGGCGCUAUGCGGCGGCCGCGGGCUGCCCGGGCUGGCGGGCACGUCCCCGGGGGUGUCCCCGCUCCCCCCGCUGUCGCUGGACGCGGGACACCCGGCGGAGCCGGGCAGGCUCUGGGACACCUCGAAGCGGCGAGGCGGGGGGCUGUCCCUCCCGCCGCUCUCGCCCACCCUGUCCCCGCAGCCGGUGGCCUCGCCCUGUGCCCGGGACUCCGUCUGCUCCCAGCCCUCGGAUGCCGGAUUGCGGCUGGAUUCCCUCAUACAGCACGACCCAGCGGCGGCGGAGGAAGCCUUCGAGAAAGCAAUCCUGAAUUCCAGGAGAGUUCUCCAAGGCGCAAAGCUCCAUCUGCGGAGGAUCCACUCCUUGCCGCCGUGUCUCCUGAAAUCCAGCACGAUUGUGAAGGACAUCUCCCACUCCAGGGAGUUCAACAUCUCCGGGGGCCGAGUUCAGAGGGACCGGAGGGAGUCUGAGGAUGAGGAGGGCUUUGUCCCCAAGAAGCUGCCGACACUGAAUCAGCAGAGCCGGCUGGCUGCCGGUCAUGGGGCUGCCAGGAGGGACGCCCUGGCCACGAGACCCUGCUCCACAUCCAGCCUACUGAGUGAUGCCACCAUGCCCCAGAGGACUGAGAAUGUGCUGACCACGAGGAUGACAAGGAAGGAAGAGGCAGAGCUGGAAGAGGGGCUGCAGCAUUCCAGGUCUGCCCAGCAUGAGAAGAUCAGGAGCCUGCCGGACAGCAACAAUCAGGAGCUCACUGGGGACUUCUCCAAGGCUCACCUCCUGCCAAUGGUGAAGGGGAAGGACCCAAGCCUGAAGUACAUCUCCCCUGACACGUUGGUGGCAGUACUGACUGGGCAGUGGAACAGCUUCAUCGAGAGCAGCAUCACCGUGGACUGUCGGUACCCCUAUGAGUACGAGGGGGGCCACAUCAAGGGUGCUGUCAACCUGCCCCUGCAUCAGGAUGUGGAGCAAUUCCUGCUGGACCAGCCCAUCCUGCCCCUGGACACCAGCAAGAGAGUGAUCAUCAUCUUCCACUGCGAGUUCUCUGCUCACCGCGGGCCCAAAAUGUGCCGGUUCCUCAGGGAGAAGGAUCGUUCCUGUCACGAGUACCCCCAGCUCCACUACCCCGAGCUCUAUGUCCUGAAGGGGGGGUACCGGGACUUCUUCCUGCAGUACCCGACACACUGCGAACCCCAGGACUAUCGGCCCAUGGAGCACGGGACCUUCCAGGAGGAGCUGCGCCAGUUCCGCUGCCAGAGCAGGCUCCGGGCGGGAGAGCGCAGCCGGCGGGAGUUCUGCAGCCGCCUCCUGCCCCGCUGAGCGCUUGGGGGCCCGCAGCCCCUCCGUGGGCAAUGGGGGAGCUGGGGGGUGCGAGGGCUUUCCUUGGCCAAGCAAUGUGCUUUGAGUUGGUCUGGUUUCUUAGGAUUGGUUUAAUGUAGAGGCUAUUGUUAGGAGUGGUUUCAUGUCUUAGUUAUUGUUAGGAUUGGUUUAAUGUAGUGGUUAUUGUUAGUAGUGGUUUAAUGUCUUAGUUAUUGUUCGGAUUGGGGGUUUGCACCUUCUUUAUUGUUAGGAUUGGUUUAUUGUAUUGCUUAUUGUUAGAAUUUUGUUUGUGUCUUGUUUAUUGUUAAGAUUGUUUUUUCAUAGUCUCUGAUAUCAAACUCCUGAGGUGGAAGGAAAGAAGGAAAAAACACAGGAUACUCAAUUAGCUACAUAGAAUAUUCCUGAACUACUUUGUUUUGUACAAAAUCAACGCACAAAGACCUUCAUAGCAGCAAAUUACUUCCUUUAUUGUAAAUGUGGCAACGACUUUAACCACAAUCCAGUAAAGGUGUUCCAUGGUUCUCCAUUUCCUUCAGAGACAAAAAGUCACCCCCAAGGAAAUGGGUGGUACUGAGAAGCAGCACAACUGGUUUCCAAUAUGGUUGCUUUUUUCUUACUGUGAAAUUUGCUGGCACAAAAUUCUUCAUACUGUGAUUUCAGCCAAAACAUAAGAGAAAAUGUCACUGGCAGAAUGGAAUAAUAGAGGUUUAUUUUUAUUUUGUUUCUCUUUGAAAAGACUUUUGCUUCUAGCAGGACAGCUAUAGCAAGCUAUAGAAACUUUGCUCUUACUGCAUAUACACCAGAUACAGAGUGUAUGAGAAGUUUCUUUUUCAAAAUAAUUGAUUACAUUUUCAGCUGAAGAAAAUGCAUUUCUUCCCCUCAACAGCAGAGGAAUGAAGAUUUUAUGGUUAGAUCUUGCUGGAUCAGCUUGAUCUCACUCCUUUAGUAAUAUGGUUCCAGGCUGCAAUCUUAUUAUUAUGGGUUUUUUUUAGGGGAGCAUUUAUUAAUGCAGCUUCCCUGAAAAACAAACAAAGAAAUUAUCAAAAGCAACCUCCCAAAGAAGAAACAAACCUUAAGCAUCUAGCAACUAGAUUCCUUUAUAUUAAUAACAACAACAACAUAGAUUCAAAUAAAACUCAACUACUUUUAGAUUUAAUUUCACAGACAGGAACUACAAAAUGAUCAGGCAUCAAGCAAUUUUCAUAUGCACAGGGAAUAAUACAAAAGCCAUAUUUCUUGAUUUAUAUACCAUAGUAUAUGUUUAUAUACCAUGAAGAAACAAAUGAUUCUGCUUUCUGGAUUAGAGCCUUGAAUGGUUUAAAUAAUGGAGAGUGUAGCCAUUGUUCUUUCUUGUGCCAGCCAGCUGCACUAAGCCCAGAAAAGGUUCUCCUUCUCAAAAAGCAGUGUACACAUCUUUCCAGCCUGGAAAGUGCUUUCCCCAGAACCAAGCAGUGGAUUGUUAAACUUUUGAUGCUACAGUAACUCUGUCAAAGCCUUCAGGCUGAUGUCGAUGAUAAGAUUUACGGUAGCCUUAAUAUUUAUUGAAAGAAACUAAUUGUAAUUAUAAACACCUAAGAAAAUAAUUUUAUUUUUCUGGGGUUUUUUUUUUGUUAUUAUUAUAUUUAUGACUUUAAAAAAAUAAGAGAGACAGCACUGCCCUGGGGUUGCGUCAUAGCUAGAGGCUGACAUGUUCCACAGGAGAGAUAAAUCUACCUCUGAUACUAUAAUGUGGAGCCUCCUCCUCUUCCUCCCACCUUGCAUGGCCUUGCACCUCAUCUGUCAGCUUUCUGAUUAUACCAUGGAAUGGAACUAGGGCUCAGGUUUGGAAUUUAUUUCCAGGAUUCAGCCUAUGGGUUUUGAGUACUUUCAUAUGCAAGCAUCCAUUUUUAGCUGCUGAGCAGCCUCCUAAAAUGGAUGUUUAUAAUAAAAUUGAACAUCUUCAGCUCGUAUAACUUAAUUACAUUAAAUUACAAUGCAUUAGUAUGAUGUAGAGGUACAUUUCAGAGGUGAUAAUGGUUGUUUUCCAUUAAUGUGUCCUAAUCAUCAGCAAAACCUUGCUCACACUGAUCUUUAACCCUUUUAGAAGCAGUUGAUGGUAAUGUACAAGGCCAGGGGCACUUACAAGAAAACCUGCUGUUUGUUCACAAUCUGAAAGUACUGCUUAAAUAUUAAGGGUUAUUAUACAAUGCAGUUAUAUACAAUAUCUGAUGAUCUGUUAAAAUAUGGAUUAAAAAGAAGAUAAUAUCAAAGAGAAUUAACUUUCAGUAAAGUCAGUGUUACCACACCAGUUUGGGUGUCAAACAGUACAUUUCUGCUCUUCUAAUUAUGAAGGACUAGUUAUUUAGUUGUUCAUUUUUAGUAUGGGUCUAUAUUCUUUGAGUCUACAGCAAAGUAACAACACACCAAGCCUGAUUCUUUCUCCAGGAGUCUUUACAGCCUAUACUAAAGCUUCAUUAAGCUUUUGUCCUCCUCAGAGUGUGCAACUGCAUAUUCUGCUGUAGUAAAAGGGUGAUAAUAUCAGUGAAUACUUUGUAUUACAGAAAAAUAUAUGACAUCACAAGAAAUGGGUAAUAAAACUUAAUUCAGCAUUAUGAAACUUAAAA
Messenger RNA from Chiroxiphia lanceolata (lance-tailed manakin), 4218 nucleotides. RefSeq names its product M-phase inducer phosphatase 2-like. Gene Ontology annotation, cellular component: cytoplasm; nucleus. Lineage: Eukaryota; Metazoa; Chordata; Aves; Passeriformes; Pipridae. The record is from RefSeq and is a predicted model, not a curated record. The transcript has 14 exons. Gene Ontology annotation, molecular function: protein tyrosine phosphatase activity. Bases 299 to 1615 code for a protein of 438 amino acids. Gene Ontology annotation, biological process: G2/M transition of mitotic cell cycle; positive regulation of G2/MI transition of meiotic cell cycle; protein dephosphorylation.